UAUAUUCCCUUCACCCCAGAAAACUGAAGCUAACAAUUUAUGCCAGAACGGGAGAAAGCUAUAGAGGGAGGGAAAAAGAGAGAGAUUUCUAGGGUUUGGAGUUUUUAGAGAGAGAGAGUUUUAGAGUGAGAGUGAGGUGGGAAAUGGAAGGUCCGAUCAAUGGUGGAAUGUUGUACCAUGAGGUGCAAGAAUCGAAGCUGUGCGCCGUGCAUUGCGUGAACACGGUGUUGCAGGGGCCUUUCUUCUCUGAAUUCGAUUUGGCCGCUCUCGCCUCCGAUCUCGAUCGGAAGGAACGUCAAAUGAUGCUCGAAGGCGGUGUUGGCGGUGGCGAAACUGCUUACGGUUGCCUCCCGGGGGAGUCCCACAACGUGUCGAUGGACGGUGAUUUCAGUAUUCAGGUUCUACAAAAGGCAUUGGAGGUGUGGGAUCUGCAAGUGAUACCACUCGACUGCCCAGUUGCGGAGCCUGCUCAGAUUGAUCCCGAGCUUGAAAAUGCAUUUAUCUGUCAUUUACAGGAUCAUUGGUUCUGUAUUAGGAAAGUGAAUGGAGAGUGGUACAACUUUGACAGUCUCUAUGCGGCCCCUGAGCACCUCUCCAAAUUUUACCUCUCAGCCUCUCUGGACACUCUAAAAGGCUUUGGUUGGAGCAUUUUCCUGGUGAGGGGGAACUUCCCCAAGGAGUGCUCCAUCGCAUCCUUUGAAGCUUCUAAUGGUUUUGGGCAGUGGCUGUCACCUGAAGAUGCAGAGAGGAUAACUAAAUCAAGCAACUCAGUCCAAAGACCACCCCACAGAACUGGUCUUACUCAACAGCUUUCUGAUCCAUCUCUUGAGUACGGGGAAGCAGAAUUGCUCUUAGAUGCAGAAGACGAGGACUUGAAGGCUGCAAUAGCUGCUAGCUUGUUGGAAUCCACCCCAGCCACGGGCAGUGCCCUACCCAGCAUGUCACAAGAUGAAAAUAAGAACAUCAGUGGGGAAAAAGAAUGAGAGGAAGGAUUUUUUUAGAUAUGUGUGUUUGCAGGGGUCAUGGUAUGAUCUCUCUUGGAUGAGGGUUGAACGUUGAAGUCACAAGUCAAAACCAUGGCACGAGCGUCAUUGGAUGUGCAGUAUAUACAUCUUUAAUUUACUCAAAUCCAUUCGUGUUAAUUUAAUAUUGUAGAACCUUAAAUAACAAAAGAACCUCUCAGCUUCCACUAAAACAAUGGCAGCUUUUGCGGUUUCAGCUACAGUUUUUUAUUUUAUUUUUAGGAUGACGACGGCAAUGUGAAACCGUUCCAACAAGUCGUGUAAACUACAGAUGUCUACAAUCACUUGCAAACCACGGAUAUCAGACAGUUAUUACAGGUUUAACCGAUGGUUAUAUGUAGAUAUUUUUGUUUGAAUUGUUUUAAUAACAAGGAUUAUUAGUAUUGUGAA
Messenger RNA from Cornus florida, 1412 nucleotides. Its product is annotated as ataxin-3 homolog. Gene Ontology annotation, cellular component: nucleus. Bases 144 to 983 code for a protein of 279 amino acids. Lineage: Eukaryota; Viridiplantae; Streptophyta; Magnoliopsida; Cornales; Cornaceae. The transcript has 2 exons. The record is from RefSeq and is a predicted model, not a curated record. Gene Ontology annotation, biological process: protein deubiquitination. Gene Ontology annotation, molecular function: cysteine-type deubiquitinase activity.